AUGGUGGCACUGCAAUUUUUUUGGUCGCUCUUGGCUCUCUAUGACGUUGCUUAUGCGCUUUCAACAACCACGAUCCGCACCACGUCGGUUACGACAUCUUAUCUGUGUGCAAAAUGCACCACUGUGAGCUUGUCGUCGAGCUCGAGCUCGAGCUCGAGUUCCGCGGUCUCAAGUCCAAGUUCUGUAUCCAGCACAUCGUUCUCCAGCGCUAGCUCAACAGAAACCACUACCAUUCCGUCAACAGUCGUCUUUACGUCUUUUGUUUGCCCAAGCUGCAGCACUAGUGCUCGGGUUUCGACAGGCAGCUCGAUUCCACCUACUACGACAACAGAAACCAAGACUUCUUGUCCGGGACCUUGUACUUUGAGCACUAUGCGUGGCACCACUUCCAGUUUUACAAGUACUUCAAGCAGCACUCUGAGCGGAACCACUUCGAGCACAGCUUUGAGCAGCACUAGUUCUAGCAGUUCCUCGAGCAGCACUAGUUCUAGCAGUUCCUCGAGCAGCACUAGUUCUAGCAGUUCCUCGAGCAGCAUUAGUUCUAGCAGUUCCUCGAGCAGCACUAGCUCUAGCAGUUUUUCAAGCAGCACUGGUUCUAGCAGUUCCUUGAGCAGCGCUACUUCUAGCACUUCUUCUAGCAGCUCCUCGAGCAGCACGACGUCCAGUACUUCUUCUAGCAGCUCCUCGAGCAGCACGACGUCCAGUACUUCUUCCAGUAUUACUUCCAGCAGUUCUUCCAGCAGUCCUUCAAGAACCGUUUCGAGCACCACAAGUGAUCAUUUAAGCACCUCUACAAGCACUUCUUUAAGCACUAGUUUGAGGACUAGUCCAAGCAUUGUUUUGAGUAGCACCUUCUCAAGAACCACUUCAAGCAGCACGCCCUCGAGCGAAACUUUGAGCAGUAGUUCAAGCUCUACUUCAAGCACGACUACGAGCUCUACUUCAAGCACGACUACGAACACUCCUUCAAGCACUACUACGAGCACUCCUUCAAGCACUACUAAGAGCACUCCCUCGAGCACUCCUUCAAGCUUUACUAGUAACGCUCCUUCAAGCUCCACUUCAAGCACUACUACGAACACUACCUCGAGCACCCCUUCAAAAACUAGUUCGAGCACCAUUUCAAAAGCUAGUUCGAGCACUCCUUCAGACACUACUUCAAGCACUCCUCCAAGCUCUACUAGUAGCACUCCUCCAAGCUCUACUAGUAGCACUUCUCCUAGCACUCCUACAAGCUCUACUAGUAACACUCCUUCAAGUACUCCUUCGAGCAGUCUUUCAAGCACUACUACGAGCACUCCCUCGAGCACUCCUUCAAACACUACUUCGGGCCCCACUUCAAGCACAACUACGGUCACUCCUUCGAGCACUACUACGAGCACUCCUCCAAACAUUACUUCAAGCUCCACUUCAAGCAUUACUACGAUCACUACUUCAAGCACCACUCUGAAAACACCUUCAAGCACACCUUCAAACACUACCUUUGGCACUUCAAGCUCCACAACUAGCAUUGAUUCUAUUACCACAUCAAACACUGCGUCUCUCACCACAUCAAAUACUGCGUCUCCCAGCACACCAAACACUCCUUCUGCCAGUUCUUCAGAAAGUACUUCUAAUGGCUCGGGCUCCACACCAGCGCUGAGCAGCACGCCAAUUACACUUUCUCGAUCGAGCUUCACAACUUUGGUCUCAACGACUUCAAAUGUGUCCAACACCGCAAGCCUCAGCUACCCAAUUCCAACUACCGGUACACAGAGUUCUGUUGUUUCAGAAACCACAACUGUUCCGCCAGGUCCAGGUUCAAGCGUCAGCAGUACACCGGGUGCCAGUGGAUCAAGCUCUACACUGAAAAUUUCAAUUAGCACUGGUUCAGACAGCGCGUCUCAAACAACAAUGGCAACAACGCAAUCGUCUUUCUCCACUGCUGCUCCUAAAGAUUUCCCACCUUCAUCUUCGAUACCCAUCAUAUCAUAUUCCGCAGCUGCUUGCAGAUUGCGGAUCCCAAUUGUCUUCAGGCUUGUCCAGGCCUUGCUUGGUUAG
Molecule: messenger RNA, 2040 nt
Organism: Lachancea sp. 'fantastica'
Lineage: Eukaryota; Fungi; Ascomycota; Saccharomycetes; Saccharomycetales; Saccharomycetaceae
Source: the annotation of a GenBank genome assembly